Sinocyclocheilus rhinocerous is the source of this 11349-nucleotide messenger RNA. Its product is annotated as laminin subunit alpha-5-like. Gene Ontology annotation, molecular function: extracellular matrix structural constituent; signaling receptor binding. NCBI's taxonomy places the organism in Eukaryota, Metazoa, Chordata, Actinopteri, Cypriniformes, Cyprinidae. Gene Ontology annotation, biological process: tissue development; regulation of cell migration; cell adhesion. The record is from RefSeq and is a predicted model, not a curated record. The transcript has 80 exons. Gene Ontology annotation, cellular component: basement membrane.
GCACAGAGGCAGAGACCGAGAGAGAAGGUGCCCUCCGAGCUGCGUAUCUUCCUAUUACUGUGCAUCACACGCACAGAGAAACGGAAACUACUUUCUGUGUACUGGGUCUCUCCAAAUGUCCGUGACUAACCCCACAGCAAGCGCUCCGUGGACGUUUUGACCGGCUGUAACAGUGUUGAGUGUGCGGCACAGGUAAAGAUGGCGAGGGGACCGGUGCUGGUGUUUCUGUCGCUGCUGCUCACGGAAGCUUUAACGGCGCAGGGGUUGCCCAUCAACGGCGUGAACGGAUUCAGUCUGCACCCACCGUAUUUUAAUCUAGCGGAGGGGACUAAAAUCACGGCCACGGCAACCUGCGGAGUGGACGAGAGCCAGCAGCCGAUUCAAGACCUCUACUGCAAACUGGUCGGGGGGCCCGUGUCAGGGGACCCAAGCCAGACUAUUCAGGGCCAGUACUGUGACAUCUGCACCUCAGAAGACACUAACAAAGCGCAUCCCAUCAACAAUGCCAUCGAUGGCACCGAGCGAUGGUGGCAAAGCCCUCCUCUCUCCCGCAGUGCAAAAUACAACGAGGUCAACGUCACUCUGGACUUAGGACAGCUUUUCCAUGUUGCAUAUGUGCUCAUCAAGUUUGCCAACUCGCCACGGCCGGACCUGUGGGUGCUGGAGCGCUCCAUUGACUUUGGGAAAACAUACCAGCCAUGGCAGUUCUUCGCCUCCUCUAAGAGAGACUGUAUAGAGCGGUUUGGCCAGAGGACUAUCGAGAGGAUCAACCAUGAUGACGAUAUCAUCUGCACAACAGAGUACUCACGCAUUGUCCCUUUGGAGAAUGGAGAGAUUGUGGUGUCUCUGGUGAACGGACGUCCGGGUGCCAUGAACUUCUCCUACUCUCCUAUUCUGAGGGAGUUCACCAAGGCCACCAACAUCCGCCUGCGCUUCCUGCACACCAACACGCUGCUGGGUCACCUGAUGGGCAAAGCCCUGAGAGACCCCACGGUCACACGAAGAUAUUACUACAGUAUUAAGGACGUCAGUAUUGGAGGGAGAUGUGUGUGUAAUGGCCACGCUGAGGCCUGUAAUGCCCAAGAUCCCAACGAUCCAUAUAAGCUUCAGUGUGACUGCCGGCACAACACUUGCGGGCCGUCAUGCGAUCGCUGUUGCCCCGGCUUCAACCAGUUUCCAUGGAAACCAGCCACGACUUACAGUGCCAAUGAAUGUGAACCAUGUAACUGCCACAGACACUCAUCAGAGUGCUACUAUGAUCCAGAGAUCGAUCAGAGGAGAGCCAGUGUCAACAUGCAGGGAGAAUACAGCGGCGGAGGAAUGUGCGUCGAAUGCCAGCAUCACACCACAGGCAUCAACUGUGAGCGCUGCAUUCCUGGGUAUUACAGAUCACCUGAUCAUUCUCUUGAGUCCCCAUUCGCCUGUUCAAAGUGUCAGUGUGAGUCUAAGUUCACUGACGGCACAUGUGAGGAUCUGACCGGACGCUGUUACUGUAAACCCAACUACACCGGUGAGAACUGUGACACAUGUGCGGAGGGAUACGAAGGCUUCCCUGAAUGCUACCAGAGGUACAUCAGUGGAGAGGCCAGACCUGCAGGGGAAAUCAUUAACUGUGAGUGCAGCGCUGCUGGUACAGAAGGGAACUCCUGUAGGCCGGACCCUCGCACCAAUACAUGUUUGUGUAAACCUGAAUUCACCGGAGAACACUGUGACACCUGCGCUCCUGGUCACUUCGGCCUCAACUGUCAGCGCUGUCAGUGUUCAGGCCAGGGUUGCCUGGAUGGGUCCUGUGAUGCACUAACGGGCCAGUGUGUGUGUCGGAGCGGGUUUCAGGGUUAUUCAUGCGAGCAGUGUGCGCCCGGCUACUUCAACUACCCACUGUGCCAAUAUUGCGGUUGCAGUGUUGUGGGCUCUAUGCCUGAGAUAUGCAACACAGCCGGUAAGUGUUUGUGCAGGCCGGAGUUCACUGGUCCUCGCUGUGAUCAGUGUCGCUCAGGGUUCCACUCAUAUCCAAACUGCCAGGUGUGCACUUGUGACCCUCGCACAUCUUUGGACUCCAGCUGUACCUUGUCGGGUCAGUGUAACUGCAGACCCAACUACAGUGGCCCCAAAUGUGACCAGUGUGCACCCGGAUAUUACUCCUAUCCCAGCUGCACACCAUGCCGUUGUUCAUUGGAGGGCUCUCGCUUCAGCUCCUGUGAUCCAGUGUCUGGUCAGUGUGUUUGUCUGCCAAACAUUGUGGGUCAGAGGUGUGAUAGCUGCAGUCCUGGGUCAUAUGGCUUUCCCCUCUGCCUAGUCGAGACCUGCAACCCAGCAGGCUCUGUUCAUAAUGACAUCCUGCCCACUGUGGGCUCCUGCAACUGUCGGCCUCAUGUGGAGGGGGUGGCGUGUGAUCGCUGUAAGCCUCUCUACUGGAAUCUUUCUCCUGAUACAGUCUAUGGAUGCUCAAGCUGUGACUGUAAUACAUUAGGAACUAUGAGUGAGGUUGCAGAGUGCACUCAGAGCACCGGCCAGUGUUACUGUAAACCCAACGUGUGCAGCGGCACAUGUAACGUGUGCAAGGAGGGGUACUUCAACCUUCAGAAGAACAACUACUUUGGGUGCCAAGGCUGCCAGUGUGAUAUUGGAGGCUCUGUUGGGCAGGCGUGUAAUGAGAGGCACGGGCGGUGUCGAUGCAGACCCAAUGUGGAGGGACCCAAAUGCAACCAACCUCGGCCAGAUCAUUAUUUUCCAGACCUGCACCAUAUGAAGUUUGAAGUGGAGGAAGGCACCACCAUGGAUGGACGUCCAGUGAGGUUUGGUUACAAUCCUCUGGAGUUUGAGAGCUUCAGCUGGAGGGGAUAUGCCCAGAUGUCUCCCAUUCAGCCUCGGGUUCUGGUUGAGGUGGUGGUUGGCUCUCCAGACCUGUUUCAUGUGGUCUUGCACUAUGUGAACCGCGGGGGCGUGGACGUGAGGGGGCGGGUCUCUGUGAUCGAGGAUGGCAGACACUUCCUGUGUGGGAAUUGCUCUGAGCAGUCCAAGCAGAUCGUCUUUGCACCCACUUCAGAACCUACAUUUGUGAGCGUGCCUCAGAACAGUUUUGUGGAGCCAUUUGUCUUGAACCCAGGAACCUGGACUGUGAUUAUUGAGGCGGAGGGCAUUCUGCUGGACUACCUGGUGCUGUUGCCCAGUGCAUAUUACGAGGCUCCUAUCCUGCAACUUCAAGUGACUGAACCCUGUUCAUACAGCAACACACAGGAUUCCAGUCAAAACUGUCUGCAGUACAUGUAUCUGUCUCUGGAUGAGUUCCCAUCCAUCUCCAGCAAUGAUGCCAACUGCAGGUCUGAUAAUCACCUGCCCAGACCCUGCCACACUGAGAAGAUCACUCCCCGCCAUCCCAGCAUGGCCAUCUGCAGCGGCAAUGACAUGAACGUCCAGCUGCGUGGUCGUGUUCCUGUUCCUGGAGAGUAUGUGUUGGUGGUCGAGUACGCCAGUGAAGAUCAGUUUCCUCAAACUUUCAAUGUGUCUGUUAAUUCACCGGGUGAAAGCACUCAUCAAGAGCAAAUAACCCUGCUCCACUGCAAAUACAGUUUCCUGUGCCGUGCAGUGUCUGUAGAUGACAAGAAGCGUGUGGCAGUCUUCACUCUCUCCACAGAGGCUGAUAUCCUGCUUACCACAGACAGAAGCAGUUUUUUCCUUCACAAAGUGUUGCUCAUCCCUCGCGCUCAGUUCACCAUGGAGUACCUGAAGCCCAGAGUUCACUGCAUCAACACACAUGGGCACUUCUCUCCAGACAGCGGCUCCUGCAUCCCGUCUCGUUUCCAGAAUCCUCCUCAGUCUCUGGUCUUAAAAGAGGGUCAGGCUUCUUCUGUGCUGGACUCAACUAUGGCUUCAGCCCCUGAUCCCAGCCUUUAUGCAGACAGACCAAUGACUUCCAGACCACCAACCGCUGCUGAUAACAGUGAACACAUGCUUCUGGAUCCUAAUCAGAAUGCUGUAAUGUAUUCAACACGUGUACAUGCACUGGGCCGUUAUGUGUUCAUCCUGCAUUACCAUCAGCCCCUGCACCCAACUUACAACAUCCAGGUCCACAUCAACGGAGGACGCAUAUGGCAGGGCCACAUCAAUGCAUCCUUUUGUCCCCAUGGUUACGGUUGUCGUAGUGUUGUCAUGUCAGAGAGCCAGAUUAUCUUGGAUGUGACGGACUAUGAGGUCAUCCUGACCCUGCGUGUUCCAGACAGAAAGACACUGUGGCUGGACUAUGUGCUGGUGGUGCCAGAGAGCACGUACAGCUCCAGCUUUUUGUCUGAGGAGCCACUGGACAAAUCCUACGACUUCAUCAGCAACUGUGGUCAAAACAGCUUUUACAUCAACCCGUCCACAGCGUCUCCGUUCUGUCGUAACUCUGCUGUGUCUCUGUCUGCGUUCUUCAAUAACGGCGCCAUGCCCUGCGGCUGUCAUGAGGUGGGUGCUGAGAGCGAUACCUGCGACACCUUCGGAGGACAGUGCAAGUGCAGACCCAACGUGAUUGGCCGAGACUGUUCCCAGUGUGCCACGGGAUACUAUGGCUUCCCCAACUGUAGAUCAUGUAACUGUGGUACUCGUCUGUGUGAGCCAGUCACGGGCGAGUGCAUCUGUCCUCCACGGACCCUGCAGCCAGACUGUGUCACCUGUGAACCCCAGACAUUUGGAUGCCAUCCUCUGGUGGGGUGUGAGAUGUGCAACUGCUCCAGAUGGCUCAUGGGGUUGACUUUAUAAGACGGGUCUUUUGACAACACUAAUACUUUGUGUUAUUUGCAUCCUGCUAAAGCACAUUACUCCCUCCUCAGGUGCAGGAACAACAUUGUUGGCCGUCAGUGUGACAGGUGUGCCCCAGGUUUUUAUGGAUACCCCAACUGCAGACCAUGUGACUGCAGCGAGGCAGGAACUGAGAAAGAUGUCUGUCACUCCAUCACCGGACGCUGUUUCUGCAAGGAAAAUGUGGAAGGCUCUCGCUGUCACCAGUGCAAACUGGGAACGUUUCAUUUGGAACCAACUAAUGCUAAAGGCUGCACCAAGUGCUUCUGCUUUGGAGCCACUGACCGCUGCCACAGCUCUGACAAACGGAGGAGUGAGAUCAUGGACAUGGCUGGCUGGGUGCUACUGAGAAGUGACAGACAGGAAGUUCCCGUGUCCACGUAUCUCGAUCAAGAUCUGGUGGAGGCUGAUCUGAGUGACGUACCUGACGUCUCGCAGGACCUCCACUGGCACGCUCCUCGUGCUUACCUCGGCGAUAAAGUGUCAUCCUACGGAGGCUAUCUGCGCUACCGCUUGCAUACGCAGACCAUGAGAGGUGAUGCUUUUCUGAUAGUUGAGUCCACACGGCCUGACGUUAUACUCAAGGGGAAUCAGAUGACUCUGGUGUACAUGGAAAGAGAGUAUUCCUCUCCUGAAGACCCUCAUGAGGGCAUCGUUCACCUGGUAGAGGAGAGUUUCAGGCACGCUCAGACGGGGAACUCUGUGUCCCGUGAGGAGCUGAUGAUGGUGUUGGUGGCGCUGGAGUCACUGCAGAUCAGAGCGCUGCACUCUCAGUCUGCUCAGUCGGUGUCGCUGCGCGCUGCUGUGCUGGAGGGGGCUGACAACCUGCCCUCUGGCCGCCAUGCAAACAAUGUUGAAAUUUGUCUCUGCCCAGGACACUAUCUAGGAGACUCCUGUCAGAAAUGUGCUCCAGGCUACUACAGAGACACGAAAGGGCUGUUCCUCGGGAAGUGUGUCCCUUGUAACUGUAACGGUCACUCUGACGAGUGUCUGCAUGGCUCUGGCAUAUGUGUGAACUGCCGCCAUAAUACCGCUGGAAAUCAUUGUGAGCAGUGCCUGGGCGGUUUUCAUGGGAACAACACUGUUGAUGGGCACGCGGUGUCCUGCUCCAGCUGCCCCUGCCCGCUGCAGGUGGCUUCAAACAAUUUUGCCAUUCGCUGUGUGGAGAAGCCCAAUCAUAUGCAGUGUCUAUGUAGGCCUGGCUAUGCUGGAUCUAAGUGUGAGAGAUGUGCACCAGGAUACUAUGGAAACCCAAUGGUGAUUGGCAGUACAUGCCAGCCGUGCAACUGCAAUGGAAACUCAGACCCCAACAUGCUGUUCAGCGACUGCCACCCUUUGACGGGCGAGUGUCAGAGCUGCAUGCACAACUCCGCCGGGCCGCACUGUGAGAUCUGUGCCCCGGGUUUCUACGGGGAUGCCAUCACUGCCAAGAACUGCACUCGAUGCAACUGUUCUCCUUGUGGCACUGAACGUUGUGACCCUCACACGGGACAGUGCCACUGUAAGCCUGGUGUGGUGGGAGCCCACUGUGACCUCUGUGAGGAUGGGGCAUUUGGCUUUGAUACCUGCACUGGUUGCCGUAAGUGUGAUUGUGAUGCAGCAGCGGCAUUGGUUCUGCCUUGUGACCCUGUCAAAGGCACGUGUGCCUGUCAGCCUGGGGUUAAUGGACCGAACUGCCGCCAGUGUGCUCCAGGUUACUGGGGCUACAGCUCUAAUGGCUGCAAGAAGUGUGAGUGUAGAGGAGGCCGCUGUGACCCUCGCACAGGAGAGUGUCAUUGUGCAGCAGGUCUGACAGGGAAGCAGUGUGACACGUGUCUUAAUAAAUACAGUGUCCCUGUGCUUCAUGGAGCAGAUGUGCACUGUCAGCUCUGUGACAGCUGUGUGAUAGUGCUGCUGGAGGAUCUGGACAAGGUAAACGAACGUUAUCAGUCCAUUGCCCAUCAGCUGAGCAGCCUCAAUGCCAGCUCAAUCGCCUGGGCUCAACUAAACCACCUCAAUGCGUCCAUUCAGGACAUUGCUAAUGCCAUAAAUAACUACAACAGCACUCUGGACAAGAGCAGGAACCAGGCCAGUAUGCUGGAGGGAGAGCUGCAAAUCAUUGACUUGGAUAUUAAAGAGUUAGAGGAGAAGGCCUCAGUCACACAAAAGAAAGGCGAUGCUUUAGAGGACAACACUAACUCCACACACACUAGAGCACAAGACCUGCUUGGAUUCAUCAAAGGCAUCAUGGGGGAUGUGCAAGAUACUAUACUGCAGGUGAACCGGACAGCGCAAAACGAGACCAAGGUGAUCGAUGAGAAGGAACUGGCUCGAAAAAUAGCAGAGGUGGAGUCCAUGCUCAGAGACAUGCGCUUCAGGGGCUUCGACUUCCAGAAGAAACUAGCAGAAAGUGAGCUGGACCAGGCCAACAAGUUGGUAGAUCGUGUGAAAAAUGAGAUUGCAAACCGGACACUAAAUAAUGAGGCUGUGGCAGAGAACAUCAGAAACAAACUCAACCAGUUCAAUCAGCAGCUGAUGGACCUGAGAGACGCUAUGAAUGAGGCUGUCAAAAACACAGCAAACGCCGUAGAGGCCAACAAUAUUAAUGAGAAACGCAUGGAGGAGUUGCAGAAUACAGUAAAUAACCUGCUGAAGAAGCAGAAGGAGGUGGAGAACCAGCUUCAGAUGGCAGAGGAUGAUGUGACGCAGGUCAACGACCUCCUCUCCAUGCUCCAGGACUCCAAAGAGGACUAUGAGCGUCUGGCUGCUCAGUUGGAUGGAGCGAGGCAGCCUCUAGCUGAGAAGGUUCAGAAAUACGCUCCCUCCGCCAAUAAAAUUCCCCUGGUAGAAGCUGCAGAGAAACACGCUGAAAUGCUGGACCAGCUCGCCAAUAAUCUUUCCAGUCUAAUAUCUGGCUCCAAUCGAGACGGUUUCAUACAGCGUGCUCUGAACGCAUCUGGCGCAUACACUGACAUUAUAAACAGCGUGCUGGAAGCCGAGACUGCAGCUAAGAAAGCCAGCGAAGCUGCUACUGAGGCUCUGGAGAACAUAAAGGACAAAGACCUGCCCCUACAAGCUGCUGCACUGAAGAAUCAGAGUAAUGAGCUUGUGAAGGAAGCAGAGGAACUGAAUAACAGCAGUCAAAGUCUAAAGCCACGUGUGGACUCAAUACAGAAAAGUUUGCAGGAUGCUGAGAAGAAAAAGGAGAAGAUGCUCCAAGACCUAAAGAACGUUCAGAAUAGCCUCAAUGCCAGUCGAGAAGACAUUGCAAAAGACAUCGUCGCAGCUAAGAGUGCAGUGGAGCAGGCUAACAACACGGUGGCUAAUGUUAGCAACGCGCUGGCUCCAAUUCAGAAGCAGCUGGAGGAAUGGCAGAAGCAGUACGGAGACUCCAACGCCACCAGCGACGAUAUCAACAAAGCCCUCAAUGAUGCCAAUACGUCAGUGGCGGCGCUGAGCGACACUCUUCCUCAGCUGAUGAAGAAGUUGGAUCGUCUGCAGAACACCUCAUUUCAGCCGUCCAACAUCUCCGACAGCAUCCAGAGAAUCCGCCAGCUCAUUGAACAGGCUCGCAAUGCUGCCAACAAGGUGAGCGUGUCGAUGCAGUUUAAUGGUAACUCAGGAGUACAAGUGAGGACGCCCAGUAAUGUGGCCGACCUGGCAGCCUAUUCAUCGCUACACAUGUACAUCAAGCUACCACGUGCCACACGUACACUACGCCAAACUGACACCGCCAAACCCCAGUUUGUCCUCUACUUUGGAAACAAAGAUUCCAAAAUAGAUUAUAUGGCAAUGACACUGGAAGGAUCAAAGCUGCGCUGGUACUUCAAUGUGGGAGAAGAUACAGCGCAGGUGCUAAUGACUGAGGACGUGAAUAAGGAUUACUUCAACAAAAUCGUCCUGGAGAGGACUCUACAGUAUGGUCAGAUGGCAAUGUCCACAGACUCAGAAGAAACAAAAAUAGUUAAACAAAGCAUGGAGGCAAGAGAAGGAAAAGGCCUGCUCAAUUUACCAGCUGAGGAGACUGUGUUUUAUGUCGGAUCUUAUCCCAGCACAUUCACUCCUCCAGUGGAUCUGAACAUGACAUCUCCUAACUUCUUCAAGGGCUGCCUGGAGUUAUUAAGUCUAAAUGAAGAACUAAUCAGCCUCUAUAACUUCGAGCAAACCUUCCAAAUGAACACCACAACUGACCUCCCUUGUUCACGGAGGAGGCCAGCAAAUACGCCCGAGUGGGGAGUUGACGGAGUGUAUUUUGAUGGUUCGGGCUAUGUUGAGGUUUUGUUCGAAACUCUGAAGGACGACCGUGUGUUUGAGCAGCAUGUCAAACUCAUCUCACAAAACGGCAUUCUCCUGUUGUUCCAAAGACAGGAUAAGUAUGUGUGCAUAGCUGUGCAAGGAGGUCUUCUGAAAGUCCUCCAUAACCUUGAUGGACAGGUGUCCAACUUAACUGACCCACAACAAGAGUCCAAAAUUAAAAUCAGUAAUGCGCAGGCGAAAUUUUUGGAUGUUAUCUUUCAACUUUCGAAAAAUGAAAUGCUAGUGAGGCUAGAUCGUCAGAAGGUCUACACGCUUUCCAGCAAAGAGCUCAGCUUCACGGGACGAUAUUUCCUGGGUGGAGUGCCAGAUGAUCAGAUGCCCGAGAGUUUAAAGAGUGUGUUUGGUAAGCGCGGCUCCAUAAAGGGCUGCCUCAGGACCAUUAAGGCCAUGAGAAGCUUCGUUCAAAUGAAGACCAUGAAGAGUGCAGGGAUCAGCUAUGGCUGUCCAGAUGACCUGCUGUUUACUCGUGAGGCUCAUUUCACUGGAGAAGGUUACCUGGGCUUGAAAAUGGACGAUGUACUGAAUCCAGACAACUUCUAUGCUGGCAUCGGCUUCAGAACUGAGCAGCAAACCGGGCUCAUGUUUUACCGCCAAGGCCAGAGUGACAGGUGUCAGGUGGUAUUAGACAGCGGCCAUGUAGUAGUCAGUACUGAAAAAAAUGGAGUCAGGUCUCAGAAGACAUACAACGAUGACAACAGUCACUAUGUUGCAUUUUACCGCAUUGGAGAUGGGUUACUUGUUUAUAUAGAUGAUGUUCUUGAGAAGCAAGGAGUAAAUGUCAGUGCGGCUGACAGCAGGACGGCGCUGCAAUCUGACCUUUCUUACGUGGGCGGCACACCUGAGUCAGACGGCCUCACCAACCUCAUCGGCUGCGUCAGUAACUUCUUCAUGAAGAGAAAUAAUGAACCCCAGACUGUAGAAGAUAUGAAAAAAGCUCAAGAGGGACACGAAUACACAUUUGUUUGCCCCUCCUCUUCAGUCCCACUGGAAAUACUGGAUUCACCACGGCGAAAGAAUCCAAAGAAUAAGCCUCAUGGAAGUUCGAGAAGUCGAAUGGCACGUGACUCCUGUCAGGGUGAGAUGUCCAUCCAGGAAGUCGACGCUCAUCAUUUCAGUGGCUCCUCCCACAGUCAUCUGAGAUUUGAUUCGCUGCCUCAAGCAUUUAGCAAGGCGCCGCACAUCUCUGUCAGUGUGCGUGUGAACUCUUCGAGUGGACUGAUUUUCCACGUGGCGGGAGGGAAAGGCCAGAGGACCAUGACGCUCUCUAUGUUCGAUGGCCAUCUGAUGCUGACGGUCAACGGUGGAAAGAGGAAGACCAGCAUACGCAGCAAAAACAAAUACAACGAUGGCCUGUGGCACACGGUGUUUGUGAGAGUGGAGGCUGACAGGGCGUCUCUGACAGUGGAUGGAAUCCACACCCAGAACAAGAGGGUGACGGGCGGAGGGAAGACUGUUUUUGGUGCUCCUCUCUAUAUCGGUGGACUUCCCUCUGACCACAGCGCAGCUAUGGCUGGUUUCGUUGGCUGUGUGCGGGAUCUGAAUCUGAACGAGGUGCUGUCACAGAGCCCCUCUCACAGCGUGGGAGUGACACCCUGCUACCAGCAGCCCCUCCAGCCCGGGGUUUACUUCUCCAGUCAGGGAGGAUAUCUGGCCAUCGACAAAUCGCCGGUGUUGGCCCGGGACCUCGAGAUCCAGCUGGAGGUGCAUCUGGUUUCGGACUCUGGACUUCUGCUGCACGCUGGAGCCAAGAAAACUCGACAGCUGAGUCUCUAUCUGAACCAGGGCCAGGUGACUGUGUUGGUGAACAGCGGCAGUGGAGAGUUUUCAGUCAGUCUCACACCAGAAGAGUCUCUCUGUGAUGGAGAUUGGCACACUAUUGCAGUUGUGAAGAAGAGCAAUGUCAUCCAGCUACACGUGGAUGCGGCGAGUGAACAUGGAGUGGGUCCCAAACCGAGCAGAUCAAAUGGGGGCAAAGAGACUGUUUAUCUGGGUGGCGUGCCAGAUACCAUAGCCGUGCCAGGUCUCCCGUCAACCGUCCUCUCUUUCCACGGAUGUGUGAGGAAAGCCAUACUGAACCACAGGCCUGUCAUGCUGUCCAAACCCCUGUCAGUGUCUGGAUCUGUGGGGACUCAGGGCUGCCCUGCAUUAUAGACCACAGCUACAUUAAUCCUACAUACUCUACACUCACACUAUCAAAUCAGCAGGUGGUGGGUUUGCUUAGCGUUUAAUUUAAACUGAUAUUUAUGUUUACUUUCAUGACACUUGUGUAUGUAGAUU